GUAUUGAUACAAUUCCAAAAUUGCGACUGUGCAUUUUUUAUUUUAUACAGGUGAGUGGGGCGACGGUUCUCCACUGCUGGGCGCACUUUCAGUAAUAGCUAGCUGGUCAUCUGGCUUCUCACGUGAUAACGCUGUCAGCGAGCGAGGCUGAGCUGGGCGGAGUGGUGCGGCGACACGGAUUCUUCUAGCUAUCUGCUACGGUGGGGGAUCGAGCAAGACGGAAGCUACGCUCUGUCUGCAGGAACGAGAAGAACCGCAAACCAUGCCAGUGAACGCCAAAGCAAGAAACGCCACGGCCCCGAGGGUCUCGAAGACAGUGUCCUCGGUCAUUUUUCUCAGCCUGUUGAUCUGUAUGUGCGCCACUAGAGCAGAGGACAGCGGUAUGGACAAUAUUGUGACCGAGAAGAAGGCUGAGGAGAGCCACCGGCGGGACAGUGCCGACCUGCUCAUAUUCAUCACCCUGCUCACCCUCACGAUCCUAACCAUAUGGCUUUUCAAACAUCGCCGAUUCAGGUUUUUACACGAAACCGGACUGGCUAUGAUAUACGGCCUGCUGGUGGGCGUGGUCCUACGCUACGGUAUCCACGUCCCCCGGGACAUCAACAACGUGACUCUGAGUUGCCACGUCAAUGCCAGCCCGGCCACGCUGCUGGUCAACGUCAGUGGCAAGUUCUACGAGUACACCCUGAAGGGCGAGAUCAGCGCCAACGAGGUCAACGACGUGCAGGACAACGAAAUGCUCAGGAAGGUGACCUUCGACCCUGAGGUGUUCUUCAACAUUCUUCUGCCACCAAUCAUUUUCCACGCCGGCUACAGCUUGAAGAGGAGGCACUUCUUCAGGAAUAUGGGGUCCAUCUUGGCCUACGCCUUUGUGGGAACGGUCAUAUCCUGUUUCAUCAUUGGGCUGCUGAUGUACGGCUUUGUGAUGCUGAUGAAGCAGGUGGGCCAGCUGGGCGGGGACUUCUUCUUCACUGACUGCCUGUUCUUCGGCGCCAUCGUCUCUGCGACUGAUCCAGUGACGGUCCUGGCCAUAUUCAACGAGCUGCAGGUGGACGCUGACCUGUAUGCUCUGCUGUUCGGAGAGAGUGUCCUGAACGACGCUGUCGCCGUGGUGCUGUCCUCGUCCAUAGUGGCGUACCAGCCGGCCGGGGACAACAGCCACACGUUCGAGGCCAUGGCCAUGCUCAAGUCCUUCGGAAUGUUCCUGGGCGUCUUCAGCGGGUCCUUCGCGCUCGGAGUGGCGACGGGUGUUGUGACUGCUCUGGUCACCAAGUUCACCAAGCUGCGGGACUUCCAGCUGCUGGAGACGGCACUCUUCUUCCUCAUGUCCUGGAGCACCUUCCUGCUGGCCGAGGCCUGCGGCUUUACAGGAGUGGUGGCCGUGCUGUUCUGUGGCAUUACACAGGCUCACUAUACCUACAACAACCUGUCCCCAGAGUCCCAAGACAGGACCAAACAGUUGUUUGAGCUGCUGAAUUUCCUGGCGGAGAAUUUCAUCUUCUCCUACAUGGGCUUGACACUAUUCACCUUCCAGAACCAUGUCUUCAAUGCCACCUUCAUCAUUGGAGCAUUCCUGGCUGUGUUCCUGGGCAGAGCGGCAAACAUCUACCCCCUGUCUCUCCUCCUCAACUUGGGCCGCAGGAACAAGAUCAGCCCCAACUUCCAGCACAUGAUGAUGUUUGCAGGGCUGCGAGGGGCCAUGACCUUUGCCCUGUCAAUCCGAGACACGGCCACAUACGCCCGGCAGAUGAUGUUCUCCACCACCCUGCUCAUCGUCUUCUUCACUGUGUGGAUCUGCGGUGGAGGCACCACCCAGAUGCUCUCCUGUCUGCGCAUUCGUGUCGGAAUGGAUUCAGAUCAAGACAGUUCGAUCAGUGUUUCAGACGGAGCAGAGCGAAAGAGCACCAAACAAGAGAGCGCUUGGCUGUUCAGAAUCUGGUACAACUUUGACCACAAUUACCUGAAGCCGAUCCUGACGCACAGCGGCCCGCCCCUCACGGCCACCCUGCCGGCCUGCUGCGGCCCCCUGGCACGCUGUCUCACAAGCCCUCAGGCCUACGAGAACGAGUGUCAGCUGAAGGACGAUGACUCGGAUCUGAUCCUGAACGACGGCGACAUCAGCCUGACGUACGGCGACGUGACGGUCAGCACGGACGGUUCGGGCGCCCGCGUCAACGCCGCGUCCUCAGUGCCGGCCUCCGACGACGCGCUGGACCGCGAGCUGACCUACGGCGAGCACGAGCAGGUGAUCCGUGGCACCCGGCUGGUGCUGCCCAUGGACGACUCGGAGCCGCCCCUCACCCUGGCCAGGAUCCCGCCCACGAGAGGGGGCGAGCCGGCUUGAGCGGCGAGCCAGCCAGGAGGCCGACAGACUCCGCUCCUCGCUCCUCUUCUUUCGUCUCUCUCCCCCAUCCCUCCUUAUGGAUCACUGUCUCUCUUUUCUCUCUUUAAUUUUUCUUUUUUUUUUUUUUUAAUAUAGUUAGCGCACCUUUAAUUUUCUACCUCGCUCUUUUUCGUCUUCCUUCCUGUUACCGUCUGUGUACUACUUACAAAUAUUUAUUUAUUUAUUUAUUUUCAUACACACGCAUUUUAAAUGUUUGCUUUGUUCAUGCCGUCCGGGUGACGUGUCAGUCGUUGGUACCAUAAUAUUAGAGCAUAAUAUUAGAGCAUUGGGACGGGUCUGUAGACAACAUGCGUACAUGUCCAAAUAAGGUCACCGCAAACGACCUUAGUAUGCUGCUUUCCUCAGCCAGUAUAGCAAGGUGUAAAAUAACUGAAGCUGCUGUUCGUUUGCCCCACACGGUAUGCAUGCUUAACAGAGCUCCUUAUGUGUUGAAGGUUAUGAGGAGUUUGGUGUUGGGUGUGUAGCUUGCCUGUACGUUCCCCUCUCUCCUCUUUACUUGUAGAUGUCAGCCUGCCUUGUACAUGUGACAGUGUUUUCGGAGGCAUGCCUUCUUAGUGGCUCUGCAUUGCUGUACUGUUACAACCAAGGUACCUGACAAGUGUAGUUUUUUCCCCUGUAGAAAUAACACACAGUUCCCUUCAUCCGGCGGUGACCCUGAUUAGUGAUUAUAUCCUCCUUCUGAAUUUGCAGGUUUGAGCUUUUCUGCCUGUAGCUGUAUUGUAACGCCAUGCUGUUAGUGUAACUUGCCAUAGGUCUUGGAUCUACCGUAUCAGCCUCUGACUGUGACAUUAAUGAGGGUUUUACACCUUGUUAUAUAACUUGAUGUUGUGUGCUGCAAAAAAAGUAAAAAGUUGUAGUCCUAAGGUAGGAGACUGGUACCAUUUUAUUUUGUGUGCUAACGUUUUUCAAAAACGGAAUACUUACAGCCUCAAAAAUAUUUUGUAUUUAAUUUUGUAAUUGUGAUUUACAAGUACUUUAAAUGGUCUCAGCAACUGUAACUCUUGUACUCAGUAUUUGGAAAGGUCACCAGUCAAAACCAAGCAGUCUGGAACGAAACCAGGCCGAAGGCACAAAAAAGGCAGAAUAAACUCUUGAAGUGUGGAGACUUUUAUUUUGUAAAUUCCAGACUGUGUGGCACUGAUAAGAGAAAAAUAAGGGAGAUUUAUUACAGCGGUUGUGGGAACACAAUACCUUUAGCAUUAAUGUUUUGAAUAGGAAAAUAACUGAAUUCAUAACAAGCACCUGAGGUACCGGGAGGAGGAAUAUUUUUAUUUAAUCUCAU
This is a messenger RNA of Megalops cyprinoides (Indo-Pacific tarpon), 3686 nucleotides long. RefSeq names its product sodium/hydrogen exchanger 6-like. Gene Ontology annotation, cellular component: membrane; recycling endosome. Gene Ontology annotation, molecular function: sodium:proton antiporter activity. The transcript is spliced from 16 exons. The record is from RefSeq and is a predicted model, not a curated record. Gene Ontology annotation, biological process: proton transmembrane transport; regulation of pH; sodium ion transport. NCBI's taxonomy places the organism in Eukaryota, Metazoa, Chordata, Actinopteri, Elopiformes, Megalopidae. The coding region runs from base 263 to 2344 and encodes 693 amino acids.